CAUGCCGUCAUCACUGGAUUGCAAGGUGUAUGUGGGAGAUCUUGGGUCAGGGGCAUCUAAACAGGAACUGGAGGAAGCUUUCUCCUACUAUGGACCCCUGAGAAAUGUUUGGGUGGCCCGCAACCCCCCUGGCUUUGCUUUUGUUGAGUUUGAAGAUGUUCGUGAUGCAGAAGAUGCUGUGAGGGGUCUUGACGGCAGGACAAUAUGUGGCCGACGUGUCCGUGUAGAGCUGUCAACAGGCAAGUCCCGCAACAGAUUCAGGGGCCCGCCACCUCGCCGUGGACGACCCUUCCAUCCAGAGGAUCGCUGCUAUGAGUGUGGGGAACGUGGCCAUUAUGCUAGGGACUGUUAUAGGUACAGCCGGCGAUACUCAAGAUACUCCAGGUCAAGAAGUAGGAGCCGAAGCCCUCGUCGCCGAAGAUCCUACACCCGCUCUCGGUCCCGCUCACGAAGUAGGACCAGGGACCGCUCACACUCCAGGGACCGAAGUCGAUCUAGGGACAGGUCCAGGUCCCGCUCCCGUUCCAGAUAUCGCAGCCGUAGUCGCACUCGGGAGAGGUCAAGAACACCUUCAAGAGACCGAGACCGUGAGAGGGAACGCUCACGCAGCCCAGAGGACAGAGGUGACCGGAGCAGGUCCAGGACACCCAUGGAGAAUGGUAGCCCUAAGAAGGAUGAAGACACCAAUGAGUGAUCUAUGCAACAUCCUAAAAGUUUUCACACUGUAUCACAUUAAUUUUGUACUUUCCAUAAAUGUUUGAUUCAUUUGUAGUUUGUAAUGAUGUGUAUCCAAGUGCAGUAAAAUAAUCACCAUGUGGGUGUGCAAGCAUCAAAUACUGAGAAGGAAAAAAUAUUUUGAUUCAUUGUAUUAGUACUUGGUUUACUGAAGAAAUUGUAUGGGUUUCUGUUUUAAUAAACUUGAAAUGAUA
This is a messenger RNA of Scylla paramamosain (green mud crab), 929 nucleotides long. Its product is annotated as serine/arginine-rich splicing factor 7-like. The transcript is spliced from 4 exons. Lineage: Eukaryota; Metazoa; Arthropoda; Malacostraca; Decapoda; Portunidae. The coding region runs from base 2 to 694 and encodes 230 amino acids. The record is from RefSeq and is a predicted model, not a curated record. Gene Ontology annotation, molecular function: RNA binding; zinc ion binding.